Messenger RNA from Vitrella brassicaformis, 1180 nucleotides. Lineage: Eukaryota; Vitrellaceae. The record is from the annotation of a GenBank genome assembly.
CAAUCAAUAGUUCACACUUCAACUCGCCCACCAAGCACAACACACGGCCCAGGCAUCACACACACAGCACGCCCAAGCGCACGUCAUCCAAACAAUCGAAAGCCUCCGUCUCUCUGCGUCUCUUCAAACAGCACAAAAUGAUACUUGCUGCCAGAACCACCGGUACUCGACACCGGUCCUCUGUUGAUGCUGCCCACACGCCUGAAAGCAUCGAUGCCGCUCCUGAAGCCCCUCUUCGCUGUCGGGUCUUGGUCGUCGGACAGCACCGCGGGCACCGCUUCGCACGACAGACCGAUGUCUUGGCAGGAAGGCACUGCACUGCCGAACUGCCGGGUCUUCAGCCGGGCGUCGCACGACACCUGGCCACUCACAGGAUUGGCAGUGACGCCAAAGGUGCACGAGGCCGAGGGAUUGGACGAGAAGAGCUUGUCCAGCACGGCAGAGAAGCUGUCAGCCUCGCUGGUUGCAGCCACCUCCCUGAAGGCCUCGAAGGUGUAGCACUUCCACAUGAAGGGCAUGGCCAUGACGACACCGGACCGAAACUGCACCGGCUUCAUCGCGAUGCUGAACUUCCACCUCCCCCUGCCGCCCUGUUUGCUGAACUUGCGCCCGUCCACCACAGACACGGGGGCGAAGGACGGCAGCCGAUAGCUCAAGUCGCACUCCGCAUAGCUGUCUGGCUUCUUGACGAUGAUGUUCAGAUCGCCGGCCUUCUCGGACGACUCCGAACGAGAGGAGCCCCCUCCAGCAGACUGCCGUGGCGAGAGCGUUGCUGUACUGUUGGGUGCUGAAGAGCCCACAGAGGAGCCGAAGAUGCCUUGCCUCGUCGGGAAGGGCAGCUGCAGCGGCUGGGAGGCUGAUGGCGUUGAUUUCACCUGAGAGGCCGUCGUCGCAGCGGAUGCAUCUUUGAAGCUGCUGGGGAAGCGAAAACACAUGGGGCGUCGGCUGCUAGUGCUGAGCCACGACCAGAUCUUUGCACAUUCGGCGACCGAUAGGAUAAAGGACGUCACCAAUGCGUGCAGCAGGACCAUUGCAAGCCGCCAGCUGCGCCUGGGCAUCGUUCUUGUCCGCCUUGCUGCAGAUCCCUCAUCUUGUCCAUAAUGCAACCACAUCCUUGAACGCCUCUCUCAAUCGGUGCGUCCGCUCCCUUCCUCUGCGCCUCUUGACGUGCAGUUUGGGG